AUGCACAUGCACCUGUGUUCGCAUGAGGACCCGCACACGAUGCACCCGACCGAUGUGCAUGAAGACCAUUGGCCUCACAACGACUCGUUGUGGGCAGUGCGUGGCAGAAGGGUGGGUGUGGCGCUGCUCAUGGUGACGAUCUUGGCGAUGGCUACCUUCGCCAGAGUCGAUGUCCUUCGAUGGCACCAGGACCUGGCUUCUCUCAUGAGGAAGUACCAGAAUUUGGAUACAUGGUUCUUCAACGGGGAGGCACCCAAAGGGGGUGCCGCCACCUCCGCGGGCUUCUCCAAAGCGCCCUCCGAGAACAUGCACGACGGCAAUUUGUGUGGAGAUGACGAGGAGCUUUUUGAGGACUUGUGCUAUUUCAAGUGCUCUUUGCUGACCAAAGGCUCCAACCCCAUCCGCACCAGUGCCUUCACAUGUUGCGAAGCACAGCCUUGUGGCUUUGACAACACCAUUUUCAACAUGAAUGCGCCGUGUGCUGGCUUUGACGUGGCUGGGAACCUCAACGGCCAGAAGGGCGCCUGCCCGCACACAGUGGGCACAUGCCUGGAGGAUGAAGAACUUCUCCUGGGAAUGUGCUACAAGAAGUGCUCGUUGCUCACACAAGGCGCCUUUACUCACCGAGUCGCGGCAACGACCUGCUGUUCACAGACGGGCUUGGCUUGUCUAAAUCCCAUGAACCUCAGGACGGAUUUCUUGGCCUUCCCGGUGGGCGGGGGCAAGGGUGAUGGGCUGGCGGCGACACCAAGCAAGCCUCACAAGCCAAUGAAGGUGCCUGCGAACUGUCAAGCCAAACUAGACGGGCUUGGGGAUGCCCAGAACCAGGGUGCCUUAGCGGAGCAGAAGGACGACGAAGCCUUCGUGGAGGAGAACAUCAAGGGUGAUCCUAGGGGCUUCGCACAUGCUUCCGAGCGGCUGCAAAAAGAUAUCGACUUCAUCAUGAAGAUGCUCAGGGUGAACCCCCGAGUGGUGGACUACGUGCACCCAGAGGUCUUUGCAGAUGAAGAUGUCAAGGAGGAGCUUCAGCGGGAGUAUCAUGCUCAGGGCUAUGGCGGCUGGAUUUACUGGCACGACACUCCCUACAACUUCUGGGGCCGUGGUGGCCGCACCAAGCUCGCGAUGAUGCCGAAAGGCCAACCACAAGCUCCCAGUGAAGGAGAAAGUCGAACAGCUUCGGAGGAAGAGGAACAUGGCUCUGAGCCAGCACAGGACAGCGAAGGAGAGGCGUUUGAAGAGGAACUGCAGCAAGCGAUGCUUCAACGCGUUGAACAGAUGCUCUAUGGCAACAGUGGCUUGCCGAUCCAAGCGCCCAAGGAACCGGAGCCCUACUGGCCCGGGGAAAGCAUGGGAGACCAGUGGUGGAAGGAAGAGGAUCCGAAAUCGCCCACGACUCCAAACUCAGAAGCAGCGCCGGGCGUGGUGUCCCAAAGCUCUCGGAAGGAGGACAGCUCGCAGUCUGAAGCCAGCUCCGGAGAGGAGGCGAACACCGCACCGGUGGACACCUCGGCGGUGGCCAAGGCAGUGGAGCUGGCGCAGCAGCUGAGGCAAGAGGCUGAGGAUGCGGCGCAGAAGCGGCGCCAGAACCGCCGCAAGAACGAGGACACGCGAGCUUCGGAGCUGGGUCUCGCGCGUGAUGCGUCUUGGGCCUUCCAUUUGUGCUGCCUUGAUGUGGCCAAAGCUUCUCCAGGACGGAUUUGA
This is a messenger RNA of Durusdinium trenchii, 1701 nucleotides long. The record is from the annotation of a GenBank genome assembly. Lineage: Eukaryota; Dinophyceae; Suessiales; Symbiodiniaceae.